CCAAAGGAAGCAAAGGUUGCGCUGAAAAGCCACAUUUGAAUGGUAUGGAGGGAAGGGUAUGUUUGAAGCUCUGUAAUCGAAAGUCGCAGGACGCGAUCUUUUCGGAAUCGCGCGCUAUGUGCGUGUCGCAAAAGCUGGGACUGAGAAAGUUCUAUCUGUGUACGUGUCAAGCAAUUAAGAAACCUUUGUGUGUGUGAAUGCAAAAAGGGGCGGGUCGGCUCUACUGGAGGGACACGGUGGGGUUCCGAAGGUUGUGGGGCUAUUAUCCUGAAUGAGUGCCAGUUAGCUAAAUAGCGACGUUUUAGUGACACUAGUUUCUUAUUUCUUGUCAUGCAUGCCAGUCGCUAUGCUACAGUUUUGAGAACUGAAAAAAAAGUCGGAAUCUGGUCUGUACUGUGUGUUGACCGACACUGACAUCUUGACCAACACUGACUUCUACAUUAUACACUAUCGCUUUGAUGUUCAGUUCCAUGCGUAGCAGUGUCAAGUUACUUCAGCACAAGCAUGCUGCUCAAAGCGUUAAAAACAGGGGUUUUACCCGGCACCCCCAUCCCCCCCCAAAAAAAACAAUGUUGCAACACCCCCAAGAUACCUGCCAGAAAAGCCAAAAAGUGCCCCAAAUCCAGUACAUAUGGGUUUCACACCUCCACGGGCAGCAAGAUGAAAAUCGUCCUCGGGAUCCCUUCCUUAAACAGAAGUACGUGUACUGAAUCCUGUACCACGUGUACAAGCCUGUGACAGAAAGUGUGUUCUGGCACAUUGGUAUUAAAUUCGUGUACGGUGGCAUGCGAAAUGUAACUCGACGGAUGCAUCACAAUUACGACAAAAAGCUCCCGUUUCCCUAAGCGUUCUGCACACGAAGCGGCUGGUAGAAACGCGCGCGACGAAGCUCUCGUGCAACAGCUGGAAAAUCAAAUGCGGAUUAACCAGCUCAAUGACCUCAUUUCCCUACGCUGCAAGUUCAUGGGAAGUAAUAAUAAUCAAUGCACACCAUUCAUCAAUGUACAUCUCGCAGUCGUGCGUUGCCAGUGAUGCAACUUAUACCCGUACCAUCCUGUAACAUGUCAAACAACACCUUUUGUGCUUCUUCGGGUGUCUUUUUUAUCUGAAAUAAAAAAAAAGUACUUCCGCGAUUCUUGACAGCUUCUUAACUGCGAGCGUACUUAAAGUCCCUGGAUUAGCGCAUUGUAUGAGAAGUAGCGAAAGGCUUUACGGAGCCGACAAGACGUCCGCAUUGGCCGGUUGCCCUCACGUGGUAUUUUGAUCUCACUUCCGCCGUUUUCAAGGGGUUCCGUCCGCCAUGAACUUCCCAGUCUGCUGCUGUGAGCUAUAGGCGUGUCGAAACGGUGCUUGCGAUUCCAGUUCUCUAUCUUUGCUUGGAAAGUUUUACAAACUGAAAAUGACGGGGUGCUGCGCCUUCGGGUGUAGUAGCCGCCCUGAAACCGGCCAAGCAAUGUUUACCGUGCCAAGGGGAAAAAGCCGAGAGGCGGUAGCGAGGCGGAAGGUGUGGUUGCACAAGAUCGGUCGGAAGAACUUCAAUCCAACGAAAAACACCAAGCUCUGUGAGAAGCACUUCACGGACGACCAGUUCGAGCCACUAAUCUUGCAGAAGUUCGGGGAGAAGAAGCUGAAGUUCAACGCCGUUCCUACCAUCUUCUUGCAUCGUCCUAUCGAAAAAAAGCCCACAAGGCGCAAUCCUCUCGAGCGAUGUGAAAGAAACCAAUGCCCCAACACUGCGAGAAACCGAGUGCUUGAAGAUGUUACAUCUUCAUUCACUGGGCAACUUGAACCAUGCUGCUCUGCAAGUGACCCUCCAGCUUUAUCAUCGAACAUCAGUGACCCCCAGAGCUGUAAUGAUCACGACCCUGUUGCAAGAAGCACGCAGCUGAACACUUCCAUCAGUCAGCCUGACUGUAGAGGAUCUGUAGAGUAUAGAAACCGAGUGCUUGCAGAUGUUACAUCUUCAUUCAAUGGACAACUGGAACCAUGCUGCUCUGCAAGUGGCCCUCCAGAUUUAUCAUUGUACACCAAUGACCCGCAGAGCUGUAAUGAUUACGACCCCGAUGCAAGCAGCACGCAGCUGAACGCUUCCAUCGAACAGCCUGACUGUGGAGAAUGCCCGCAACAGCUUGCUGUUUCCCCUGAGAUUAUUUUUUGUGAUCAUGCAGACCACACUUUGCCAAGCAACAGGAGCAUAAACCGUGUUGCAGCUUACCAGGAUGUGCCUGAUAUCACAGAUCAUGUUGAAAAGGGCACUCGAACAGAAGGUGUACAGCUUAACGUUCCUCCUGAUAGUGCCGCAAAGCGUAUCACAGAGCUGGAAGAGAAGAUUUGUUCGCUUCAGAGGAAACUCUCCGCUGCACAAAAACGUGCCUCGAAAAUUGAGGCUGCAAACAAAAGUCUGACCGAAGGGUUACAGCAGUACCUUAAUGAAGACCAAGUUCUUUGCCUGAAGAAAACAACCAUGCAGGGCAUAAAAUGGAGUGACAACACCAUUGUAAAAGCCUUAAAACUAAGACUUUCCUGUGGUAGUCGUGGCUACAGUGUACUGCAAGAGCUAGGACAACCUCUUCCUUCAGAAAGAACCCUUCAGAGGCGCCUUGAGGGAUACAAAUUUGCAGCAGGAAUACUUCACGAAAUGCUACGUCCACUAGAAGUGAAGGUUGGAAUUAUGAAGGAAGAAGAGCGUCAUGCUGUACUGAUGUUGGAUGAGAUCCAGCUUUCAGAGGGCUUCGACUUCGACUCAUCAUCUGGCAUCGUCAUUGGAAAGCCAACUAUACCGUUGAGUAACGGCUGUUUGCCAGAGUCCUCUGCCGCGACCCACGCUCUGGUGUUCAUGUUAGGCGGUGUCAGUAGCAGAUGGAAGCAAGUAAUUGCCUACGAAUUCACAGGAGGUUCUUUCCAUGUGCCAACCGUCAAGAAAGUCAUCCGUGACAUUAUUGUGAAAUGUGAGAGCAUAGGCCUAUGAAUAGAUGCUGUCGUCAGUGACAUGGGAGGCGGAAAUCAAGGAAUCUGGAGAGCCCAUGGCAUUGUUGUGGGAAAGCAUUCCAGGAAACUGUGUCACACUGCACACCCAUGUGACCAAAGUCGCCGUCUCUACUUCACUGCUGAUGUUCCUCAUUUGCUGAAGAAUUUAAGAAGCCAUCUCACACGUGGUCAGCAUAUCUACAUCGGUCAAGACGUGGCGAUCAAGAAUGACCUCCCGACGAACAAGGUUUCUUUGUCUUAUGUUGAAGAACUUGUGGAAAUAGACGAAGCAAAUGAACUGAAGUUAGCUCCACGGUUGUCAAGGGAAUGUCUGAACCCGGCACAUUACUAAAAAAUGAAGGUUGGUCCAGCUUAUAGCCUGUUCAAUCACGACACAGUUGCUGCUCUACGGUAUCUGGUUCACACAGGACAAAUAGAAAAGGAAGCAUUAACAACAGCCUGGUUUUUUGACCAAGUUUUUAAGUGGUUCAAGAUGUUGACGUCUCGUAAAGAAGAGGCAUUGCUACACAAGCACAAAGAUGGCAUUGCCUUCCUAAACAACUUCAUGACUACGGUGGAAGGUUUGAGCAUUGGAGAUGAACGUAAAGUGUGGAAGCCCGUGCAAACUGGUAUUCUUCUGUCCACGUCGUGUGCCCUUCGCCUGCAAGAGCUCUACCUGCGGACGUACAACUUUGACUACGUCCUCUUCUCACGUUUCUCCCAAGACGCACUGGAGAACCUUUUUUCCACGAUUCGCUCAAAGAAUCCUGUGCCAGCUCCAAAGCAGUUUAAGGCGGCUCUAAGAACAACAACAAUGGCGCAGUUCUUGCUUCCUAGCAAGUCUGGGAGCUACAUGCGAAGUGAUGGCGAGCUGCUCGUUGGUGUGUCUGAUCAGCAAGAGGUACAGCUGGAAGCACCAGACCCUGUGGAUGUGUCUUCGGUUCCGACAGAUGAACAGGACUCCUUGGAGUAUUUAGCAGGUUAUGCUGUGAGUAAAGUGAGCAAGGCCAUUCAAUGUGCAACUUGUGUAGCAGCAAUAAGCUCAGCUUCUCAGGACAGUAGCACCCUCACUCAGAUGAAAGCAUACACCAGUGGAACGAUGCCUUUGACUGUCCCGUCCAGUGUGGUAUUGGACAUGUUAUCUAGUGCAGAAGGACAUUUCAGAGACUACGUUGAAAUGAUUAUGAGCAACGCUUACUCAGUUCACCAAGUUGUCGAGACUGUCUUGAAGGGCGCUGUUUGCCAGAGGUUCCCAGACUGUCAUUGUGUAGCCCUGAAACUUCUUACAACAUUUCUGAAUACCAGGCUUCAUAUCCAUCUGCGGCAUGUAAAUAGUGUACUCAAACAAAAAAAUGCAAGUGUACGGUGUGGCAGCCGAAGUCUUGGCAUGAGAUCAGCAGUGAAAAAUGUGUAGCAUACCUAGCAUUAAACACUCCCACAGAAAAAAAGGCCCUUCUCAGGGCCAACCAAAUA
Messenger RNA from Ornithodoros turicata, 4440 nucleotides. RefSeq lists its product as uncharacterized. The transcript has 9 exons. The coding region runs from base 1400 to 2968 and encodes 522 amino acids. The record is from RefSeq and is a predicted model, not a curated record. NCBI's taxonomy places the organism in Eukaryota, Metazoa, Arthropoda, Arachnida, Ixodida, Argasidae.